This is a messenger RNA of Saprolegnia diclina VS20, 1714 nucleotides long. RefSeq lists its product as hypothetical. The record is from RefSeq and is a predicted model, not a curated record. The transcript has 8 exons. Bases 30 to 1667 code for a protein of 545 amino acids. Lineage: Eukaryota; Oomycota; Saprolegniomycetes; Saprolegniales; Saprolegniaceae.
GGCGGCAGCAAGCAGGAGGCAGCAGCAGCAUGAGCACGGACGAGGACGCGCCCUGCCGCGUCUGCGGCAAGACCGACGACGAAGAGUUCCUCGUGCUCUGCGAUGGCUGCGACGCGCCCUUCCACACCUUUUGCCAUCAUGGCUGCGUCUGCUGCCAGGAAAAGCCGCGCAACAACUUCAACAAGAAAUUCGCUGUCCCUGACGGCGACUGGUUCUGCAAGUUCUGCGCCGGCCACAUCCCUGCGCCGAAGGGCAAGCCGCUCUCACGCAUCUUUGCAUGGGGCGACAACGAAGACGGCCAGCUCGGCCUCGGCGACCGCGACUUGCUCCUGCAGGCGACGCCGACGCUGGUCACGAGCCUCGCCGGCAUCUCGGUGCGCGACGUGGCCUGCGGCGAGAACUUUACGGUCGUGCUCGCAAACGAAGGCGACGCGUACUCGGUGGGCACGGGCGUCAGCGGCCAGCUCGGCCACAACGAUGUGGUCCACGAAAAGCUCGUCGACUUUCGCAAGAUUGAAGUGCUCGAAGACGAGAAGCGUCCCGCCGUCGAGGGCCGCCUCGAGAUGGUCCAGUGCGGCAAGGACUUUGCCCUCGUCGUCACCAAGCACGGCCACGUGUACUCGUGGGGCAAUGGCGAGCUCGGGCAGCUCGGCCACCAAGAAAACAAGAACAAGAAGCUCCCCAAGAAGAUCUCGGCGCUCCGCGAGAAGGAGAUCCCGGCCGUCUUGGCGCGCUGCGGUACGGACUUUGUCGUCAUGACGUCAGGCGUCGCGAAAGAAGACGACUACUUUCAUCGGGAGCUGCCCGGUGUCUUCAUGUCGAUGGGCGGCAACGCCAACGGCCAGCUCGCCGACGGCUCGGGCAAGAACCAGUGGGUGCCGCAGUACCUCAACCCCAAGGGGCCCGCAACGACCGAGAAGCAACCGUGGACGCCCGAGAUCCCGACGACCUUCAACUUGGGCCGCGACAUUGCGCAGCUCUCGCUCGGCAAUGCCCACGGCGCUGUCGUCCUGAAACACACACCGGGUCUUUGGACGUGGGGCUUUGGCGAGUACGGGCAGCUGGGCCACGCCAAGCCUCCGCCGCCGCAGGGCCAGUCGCGCUUCUUCCGCCAGCAGUUCCGCGUGCCCCGCCCGUUUGGCGUCGAGGCGCUGCUGACGACGUCGAUCGCGCUCGUGGCGUGCGGCGGCAACCACACGCUCCUCGUGACGAGCGACCAGCGCGUCCUGGGCAUGGGCAACAACGAAUACGGCCAGCUCGGUACCGACGACAUAGAUGACAACAGCGAGAACGAGAAGCUGCGUAUUCUGUCGCUGCCGACCGAGAUCCCGGCGCUCGCGGGCCAGGCGUGGACGAGCGUUGUCUGCGGCGAGAACCACUCGAUGGCGCUCAACGCGGCCGGCGACGUUUUUACGUGGGGCAAGAACGACCGCGGCCAGCUCGGGCGCGGCAAGACGUCCGAGAAGGACGCAACACCCGCCAAGGUGCCCAAGCUCCCGACGAUCAAGAAGCUCUUUGGUGGCUGGAACCAUGCAUUUGCGCUCGAAUUUGCGGCUUCAAUUCCCGAAAAGCCCGAGCGGGUGACGCCCACCGCGCGCGGCCGCGGUGCCAAAGCCAAGGGCGGCGCUGGGUCCAAGGCCCCCGCCACCAAACGGGCCAAGAAGUAGACGAGGACUAUAUACACUCUUGUUAACUUGCUUUUGGUCGUCUCGCA